This is a messenger RNA of Aphis gossypii (cotton aphid), 930 nucleotides long. RefSeq lists its product as uncharacterized. The record is from RefSeq and is a predicted model, not a curated record. NCBI's taxonomy places the organism in Eukaryota, Metazoa, Arthropoda, Insecta, Hemiptera, Aphididae. The coding region runs from base 1 to 930 and encodes 309 amino acids. The transcript is spliced from 5 exons.
AUGGGAUACAGUCAACCACAAUUGCCAACAACCAUUGGAAAUAUCAAAAUUAUUUUAGAUGAUGAAUCCAUGGUUGAAUUUUUCGUUCAAACAAGUGAUAUUGAUUUUAACAAAAAUUUGAUUUUGGCGUGCCUUUAUGUAUAUUACAAAUAUUCAUCGAUGAAUAAUAAACACACAAUGUCCAAUGUUUAUAAUCAUAUUACAGUAGUAAUGUGUAUUAUAAGGCAUCGUUUCAUUAAUAAGUCAGGGACAAAAAAAGUACUAUUACAGUUAGUGGAAGAAAAUUAUAUAACAAAAACAAUAAAACAUGAAUAUCAGGCAAAGUUAUCAAUAAUCGAAGAAGAAAUUACAAAACAUAAAAAUAUAAGCAUCAUUAAUGAAAUUCUAAACAUAAAAGAAGAGGUGUACAUGAGAACAGCAGUAUUUUAUAAUCUUCCAACGACAGUAUUUUCAAAAACCUUUCAAAAAUUUCAAGCACCAAUCAAUAGAAAACAAAUAUUCCAAAAAUUCACCAAAAAAAUGAACUUCAUCAAAAAUUUUUUAAUUAUUAUCACAGCAAUCCAUCACACAACAUUCGAUACCAUACAUACAACCUAUAUUAAUGAAACAGAAACCAACAAGGAACAGUUACAAAACCUCUUAACCACACUUCCGCAAAUUACAAAAGACUCAACAUUGACAAUACACGAAAUCAACGAAUUAAUAGCAAACCAUCACACUCAGAAUGCAACAAAUUAUUCCCAAUUUGCACACUUACCAUCAUCAACAUUAAAAACAUCUUCGGCUUCAAAAUUAGAAUUUUAUACAGAACCUUCACAAAUACAAAAAUACAUACAGGAGUCAUCAUUGGAGAUAACAUACUACCUACCUUUUCCAGCACUUACGACGUUGUUCGGGGACCUAAGAAAGUGUAUCGCCAAAGUGCCAUAG